This is a messenger RNA of Symbiodinium necroappetens, 813 nucleotides long. The record is from the annotation of a GenBank genome assembly. Lineage: Eukaryota; Dinophyceae; Suessiales; Symbiodiniaceae.
AUGAUCGUAGCGGAUGACCUGGGUUGGGCCAACCUUGGCUCGCGAAGGACGGCGGAGACUGCGGAAGAGGCUCAGGGAUGGGCCGAGACCCAUACGCCGAACCUGGACGCACUACGAAGCGAGGGCAUCUCGCUGGAGCGGCACUAUGCCACAUCCAGUUCGUGCUCCCUGUGGAGUGGCCGCUUGCCCACACAUGUCACGCACGGGGAUUUGUCGGUGAACCACCAGAUGCUGUGGAACAAGAAAGACAACAACUCUGGCUUCGAUGGGAUACCACGCGCGAUGACUGGUUUGGGCACCAAAAUGAAGCAAGCAGGUUACGAAACUCACUUCAUCGGCAAGUGGGAUGCUGGCUGGGCUACUCCGGAGCAUACACCACUUGGCCGGGGUUUUGACUCUUUCCUGGGGUUCUUGCAGGCUGAGAACGACUACUGGUCCAAAGAUAGAGGGCCGUUGAAGUAUCUCUUGGACGUGUGUUUGAACAAGUUUCGUGAUUUCGUGCUUUUCAAUGCCACUUACCGCGGAGGGGUGACUGGUUCGAUCGCCACAGAGCUGGGUUGCAACGCCACGCUCGUUCAGGACAAGCCCUUCACCGCUUUAGGCUGUGACAUGGACAAUCGCAGCAAGUGUCUACCGGACAGUUGCUAUGAAGAGGCCAUGUUUCUGCAGCAUGCCAAGCAGAUUUUGCGGAAGGUUGACACGAACCGUUCCAAGCCGCUCUUCCUCACCUUUGCACAUCAUUUGCCUCAUGCCCCCAUGCAAGUGCCGCACUCCUUCCUGCAGAAGCUCCUGGGAUGCUUAGGUGUUAUUUAA